Messenger RNA from Podarcis lilfordi (Lilford's wall lizard), 6153 nucleotides. The record is from the annotation of a GenBank genome assembly. NCBI's taxonomy places the organism in Eukaryota, Metazoa, Chordata, Lepidosauria, Squamata, Lacertidae.
AUGCACUCUGCCAUCUGUCUCUGUUUGAUAUUGGCCAGCCUCUCCAGUGGGCAUCAUCAGGGUCCUGAUGAACAGAACAGCACACAGCUAACUGCUAUAUAUCCAAAUGUUGGCCGUUUUGCAAUUAAAUUUAUUAGUCUGGCUUCUUCAGCCUCACCUGAUGCAAAUAUUUUCUUCUCGCCCGUCAGUAUUGCAUCCGCCUUUUCCGUUCUUUCACUGGGGGCAAAAUCUGCCACACGCACUCAGAUCCUAGAAGGCCUUUGCUUUAACCUGACAGAAAUUCCAGAGAAGGAGAUCCACCGGGCACUCCAUAAUGACUUUUCCGUGCUCACUCGCUCAGAUUCUGGGUACCAACUCGAGCUAGGAGAUGCUCUUUUUUUAAGGGAGGGCCUGGAGGCAUUACCAAACUUUCUGGAUGACGUCAAGGCCUUUUACGCCGCAGAGGUGUUGCCCACGAAAUUCCAGGAGCCAAAAGAAGCCGAGAAACAAAUCAACGAUUAUAUAGAGAAGAAAACCCAUGGGAAAAUUUCGGAGGUCGUCAAGGGUCUUGAUCCAGAUACCUCACUGGCUGUAGUGAACUACAUAUUCUUUAAAGGUACACUUUGGGGUGGGGGAUAAAUUCAACUCCGUUCAGAUUUUAAGACAAACCUUCUAAUUUGAAUUUUCUGAAACCAUGUGAAAGCUGAGACGCAGCAGUUCUUUGAAAUUUGCACUUUGCUCAGAAGGGGCUCAUGGGCUCAGAGUAAAUCCCAUCUCUAGGCAAUCCAGUCAGAUGGGCGAGGUAGAAAUAAUAAAAUGACUAUUAUUUAUUAUUAUUAUCAGAGAGAAUCCUUUGCCUGCGACUUGAGGCAUGUAUCUGUGGACAAAGGCAUGGAGUGAGCCAAUGAUCCCCUUCCUUUAAUCCCCCCAAAUAUUUAGUCCAGAAGCAUCCCCUCAUUUGCUGGGGAAAAAUCUUUGAGGGACUUCUGUUUGUGUUCCCUUGGAUGUGUGUAGUUCCCUCCAUAUGACCAGGAACACUGAUAACGUCACACAAAGUGUCCUACUCUUGUUCAAGUGCGUUCAGUAGAAGCUGCCUACAAAACCUCCCUGCUCAACUGAAGGGGGGUGCAAUUCAUGUGAGGACCUAGAGGGUAGGGUUUGCAUACAUAUCCCCAGCCUCUGACAUCAUUCACACUUUGAGUGAUCGAGAGUCCAGGCAAACUUGAGUCUCACAGUGAAGCUGCCACCACAUGUUAUCUUCACCAGUAAUAAUAAAAAAUAAUUUUAUUAUUUAUUUGCCACCCAUCUGACUGGAUUGCCCCAGCCACUCUGGGUGCCUGCCAACAAAAUAUUAAAACACGGAAAACCUCAAAUUAAAAAAAACUCACCUAUACAAGGCUGCCUUCAGAUGUCUUCUAAAAGUCAGAUAGAUGUUUAUUUCCUUGACAUUGGAUGGGAGGGUGUUCCACAGGGCGGGCACCCAGCUGUAACAUGAACACAUUCAACCUACAUUUCAGCUAUUCAUUCUUUCACCCCUAGAGUCUCUUACUGUAAUGUCUCCACCAUUAUCCUAAUUGCAGCACAGAAGGCAUUUUUGUUGCAUGACCCACAGUGGCCAGGGUGGUAAUGGUUAACUCUUCCCUUCCUAGCUACAACUCCCCAACCCCUGGCUGAAAAGAGCCCCCUGUGCCUUAUUUGAGCUUGAUGGAAAUUGAAGCCAACCAUAUACUUUUUUCAGGCACCAUUGUUGUACAGCAGUUUGGGGAGGGGGAGGUCCACAGCAGAUGGGGAAAGUUAACCUUUUCUUCCCCAGCCGUGGCCUUCUUAAAAAUGCUCCCAUAUUUAGGGUUUGGGGUGGGGAUUCCUAAAGGAUCCAGCAAGAGGUUUAACUUUUUAUGCAGUGUAAUUGAAGCACCGGGAGGAGGUGGUGAGGUGGUGGAGAGGGGUGCCCCAAGUGAUGUCUGUGGGCUUGGAUCCUACAUUUGACCCCCUCGGCUAAACAAUUAAUUUCCUUUACUUUCUUAUUGUGUAAAAUGCACUGCUCUGGUGCAGCUUUGUUGCUGUCGUAUUUGUUGGGGCAUGUGCAAAGUGCCCACCCCAAUGUCAGCAGGGUGUGCAAAAGACCAGAGAAACAGUAAGCACUUCUAAGAAGAAUCAGUUGCUUUACUGACAAUAAUGCAGUUCCAGAUACAUACAGCAGAUACUUUCCUCACAGCAUACAGACCACACUCUGGCUGAGAGCAAACUUGCCUCCAAACACAGCAGCCUUUAUAUUGUAGUUUCUGCUGAGUCGUUCUCACAUGGUUGCUGACUCAUUCUCACGUGACGAACUAGCUGCAGAUGCAGGAAAACACACCCCAGUUAAACAGCACACCAAAAGCAAUCAUAUCUUGCCCUUUCCCCCCCCCCCCUGCAUGCAUAAACAUAUAUCAACCAUAUUCAACCCUACAUAGCAGUUCAGGAAGCUGAGCUGCAGUCUAGACUGCUGCAGCCCUGCGAUGGGAAAACAAACGGUGCCUGUCUAUGAACCUGCUGACAUGUAGCAACAAUCUCUGCCAGAAAAAACACACUAAUAUUGCAAAUAAGAUCAAAUGUUGUGAUUUGAAUGAACUGUGUAAUCUCUCCGUAAUGUGGUGGUGGUCUCUACUUUUCUCUUAAGGUGCCUGGGAAAAACCUUUUGAUCCAGCUCAGACAGAAGAAAGGGACUUCUUUGUGAACGAACACACAACUGUCAAAGUCCCGAUGAUGCACAGGCUGGGCUGGUUCUGGUAUUACUAUGAUGCUGAAUCGCAUUGCCAAGUGCUACAAAUGGACUACAAGGGGAGUGCCACCGCAUUCUUUAUUCUGCCAGAUUCCGGAAAACUCAAGCAGGUAGAGGAGGCUUUCUCAUUAGAUACUUGGACCAAAUGGGCAGUAAACCUCCACCGGUAAGUUUUGUGUUGCUUCUUUAAUGUUUCCAUUAGAUAUAUUUGUAACCAAUCAGCAACUUAGGGCAAAGCUACACUGGUCGGUUAUAACGUUAAAAUGCAUUAUAAAAAUGUGACACCAGAGGGUGCUGUAGAGCAGCUAUCCGUCGGCAAUGGGAAAUUGUAUUAAGAGCUAUAUUGUGGGGGAUUUUUUACAGCGUUUUUAAAGAUCAGUGUAGAUCCAGCCUUACUGUCUUCGAUUACCAUACCACUUACAAGGUAAAGGACUAGAUGUGGACCAUAUAAUAUAGGAAAGCCUUUCUGAAUGUUAGGACUACUCUUACUUUGCCAUGGCAAACUUAUCUAGUUGUAAGACUACUCCUAGCCGUAGCUGUAGGAUAACCAGCCUCAUAUAACCAAAACAUGAAGGUGUUAAUGCCACAGAGUAAGCUGCCCUGAGACAAAUGACUGGAUGCUUCCCCCAUGUCACAUACAGAAGCUGACUUGACUGGCCAUUCGAAUCAUACUUUAACAUCGGUAGUAGCCAGAAUCGUCUGCUGCACCUGAGUGCACAGUUCUGUCCAUACACAGCUCUGUGGGUUGCGGGUAGCACUGUGGUCUAAACCACUGAGCCUCUUGGGCUUGCCAAUCAGAAGGUCGGCAGUUUGAAUCCCUGCAACAGGGUGAGUUCCCAUUGCUCUAUCCCAGCUCCUGCCAACCUAGCAGUUCUAAAGCAUACCAGUGCAAGUAGAUAAAUAGGCAGCACUGCGACGGAAAGGUAAAUGGUGUUUCUGUACGCUCUGGUUUCCAUCACGGUGUUCCGUUGCACCAGAAGCGGUUUAGUCAUGCUGGCCACAUGACCCGGAAAUCUGUCUGUGGACAAACGCCGGCUCCCUCAACCUGAAGCAAGAUGAGCACCACACCCCAUAGUCACCUAAACCGUCCAGGGGUCCUUUACCUUUACCUACAGUUGUGUCCAUCAACAUCUUGUUGUCACUCCCUAAUUUCUGCCACCUGAGACAGCUGCCUCACUCUGCCUAAUGCUAUGGUUGGCCUUGUUCUGAGAUAACGUACAUGGAGCUCCUUAAACCUGAAAUGUGCUCUGUAAAUGCAAAGUAUAAUGGAUGGAAUAUUCUUUCAUGGUGCAACAAAGGGAAAUAUUGCAGCUCCAUUCACAGGCUGUGGAACUGGGUGCCAUUUUGCUGAGUACCUUUAUACUGAAUGGGGUGCCAUGCCACAACAUUUUGCACCGGCUGAAGCCUUUGAAAAGUUCUCAAGGGCAGCCCUACAUAAAGUUUGUUGCUGUAACACAGCAUUCAGCAACCUGGUGCACACAGGAUGAUUUAGGCUACGGCUCCCAUCAACCCCAGCCAGCAGGCCUGCGCUAACUAGGGCUUAUAGGAACCGUAAUCCAAAAUACAUGGUAUGUACCAGGAUGGUGAUGGUUGCCAUAGUUGGACAAGGCCCCAAGCACAUUGAGUCUCAAUGAGAAUAUGUUUCUAUCAUAUCCACUCGGGAGCCGUGAGUUGCCCUUUUAGAUGUCAGCCAUUUGAGCAAAUAAUUGAAGUAAUUUCUUGUAUCUUUCUGUUCCUGAAGUGCUACAGCAUCUGUGUUCCUUCCAAAGUUUAAUAUUUCUGCCAGCUAUGAACUAAAGGAGACCCUCAGCAAAAUGGGCAUUACUGAUGUCUUCAGUGAUCAAGCUGAUCUGACAGGAAUCACUGGGCAGCCUUUGAAGGUGAAAAAAGUAAGUUGAAAAGAAAAAUUUCCAUUAGUCACAUGACUUCAUUUUUAAAUUUUAUUUUUUUUGUGUGCAAAGGAUCCUGUUUUAUUUGGGCAAAUUGAAUUAAUUGUGCUCCAUCUCUUUAAAUUAUCCUUAUUCUUAUUAAUUAAAUUUGUAUACCGCUGUUCAAACAUAAAAAUGCAAAAUGAGAACACAAAAUACAUAAUAAAAUGAAAACAAAGCAAUAAAUCCCCCCUGACAAACACAUUUAAAAGGGGUAUACGAUUUUAAUCAUCCAAAGGCCUAGUUUAAGAGGAAUAUUUUCACCUGGCACCUAAAGAUAUAUAAGGAAGGCACCAGGCAAGCCUCGCUAGUAGGUGCUGGUAGGGAUGGUAAGCAAAGACUCCCUUUUACAAAUCUUAAGGACCAUAUUGCCUAAUAAUACGAGUUGCGACACACCACAGAAUUAAGGAGAUGAGGACCAGAGAAAGUGGACAUAUCAAAGAGGAAGGAGCUAUACAACCUGCUCGUAUGAAUGGGAAAUGAAAUUGAGCACAACUACGAUAAAUAAAACAAAAGUUACAUUUAGCAGGAUUAAAAUUUAGCCAUAAUGUAGGUAGGCUCAGAGCACGUGGCAGAAGUGUUGGAUACUACAGUCAUACCUUGGGUUGAAGUAGCUUCGGGAUAAGUAUUUUCGGGUUGCGCGCUGCAGCGACCCGGAAGUAACAGAACACGUUACUUCCGGGUUUCGCCGCUCGCGAAUGCGCAGACGGUCAAAAUGACGUCACGCGCAUGCGCAGAAGUGGCAAAUCAUGACCCGCGCACAUGCAGAUGCACGGACACUGGUUGCGUUCGCUUCUGGAUGCGAAUGGGGCUCCGGAACGGAUCCCGUUCACAUCCAGAGGUAACACUGUACUGGGGUCUUGGCAGACUAAGUAAUGAAGCCAGGCCUUGUCCACCCUGUUCUUUUUUUAUUUGAAGACAUGUAUUUGAAAUAGGACUGUGCCAUAUGCUGGCUGACUAUGAUAUUCUCUCCAGCGUUAGCCUCCUCAGUGCCAACAAAGCUCACGUUUCUGAACAUUAGGGUUUGCCCAAGAGUUCUGAUACCCUUUUGGGUCCUUGGCUGCUGAGGGUCUAAUUUGCCCUCACAGGCAUUUAUUGUGAUUGGUUGCACCAACCCAUGUGUUUUUGUGAUGUCACCUCAGCAAAGUUACUCAUUGACAGAAAGGCAAAUCACAUAGAUGGCCAGAGGUAAGCGGCAGUGAAGACAAAGGCCUUUCAAAAAAAGCAUUUCCUUCACAAAUGAAAUCCUUUUCUCCUCUCCAAACUCUGAUGUCUUUCUUUGUUCUUCCUCAGGCUACCCAUAAGGCUGUGCUCACCAUGGAUGAGAAAGGGUCAGAGGCAGCAGCAGUCACUGUUGUAGAAGCCAUACCUAUGUCUAUGCCUCCAACCUUAGAAUUCAACAUGCCCUUUUUUGUGCUGAUGUAUGAAAAACAGACCAACUACACAUUAUUUGUUGGCAAAAUAGUAAAUCCCCUUCAGCCCUAA